AUGAAUGCUUUUCCAUUGAUGCGCACAGUCCCGCAAGUCUGUCGGGCUGCCUCCAUGGCCGAGGCCAGGGUGGGCUUGAGUAUGCGCAUGCCUCAACAAGUUCGCACAUACUACGGAAAGCGCAUCGACCCACGACUGCGCUUCGAGGCUGCCAGCCGUAACAUCCGACCUCGCGCAGUAGCUGCGUCUGCAACGUCGAGCUCAGGCUCAACAGCACGAAUGGUUCUGAUGCUCGGAGGUGGCUCUUUGAUUGCUGCCGCCGGUCUGAGCGCUUUCGGCUUUCAGAGUGUUCAGUGCGAACCUGCUCGCCCCUACGCAACCGCUUCCACUCCGGUUGUCGUCAAGGAUGACACUGCAGUCGCCACGGAACCUCAAAGCAUUGUCAACGUGUAUCAGCUUUCUUUCGGCACUAUUUGCGGUGUCUGCGCUGGCGUCUUCAUCAAGAAGGGACUCAAGCUGAUCGCCUUCCUUCUAGGUGGCUGUUAUGUCCUCCUCCAGUACCUCAACAGCCAAAGGCUGAUUGCUGUCAACUGGUCCGCCAUCAACUCUCGAUACGACAAACUUGUCGGCAGUGCUGCUGGUCCCGAGACCACCAAUGUUGGAGGAUACUCUGGUAGCACCCUCCAGCGCAUCUGGAAUAGGACGGCCAACUUUCUCAUGGCCGACUUCCAGCCGCGAGCCACCUUCAUGGCCGGUCUUGUCCUCGGUCUGCGUCUCGGAUAA
Molecule: messenger RNA, 723 nt
Organism: Ustilago hordei
Lineage: Eukaryota; Fungi; Basidiomycota; Ustilaginomycetes; Ustilaginales; Ustilaginaceae
Exons: 2
Coding region: 1-723 (240 amino acids)
Biological process (GO): autophagy of mitochondrion
Cellular component (GO): mitochondrial outer membrane
Source: RefSeq, a predicted model, not a curated record